Molecule: messenger RNA, 1056 nt
Organism: Meloidogyne enterolobii
Lineage: Eukaryota; Metazoa; Nematoda; Chromadorea; Rhabditida; Meloidogynidae
Source: the annotation of a GenBank genome assembly
AUGGAUUUGCCGGGGUAUUCACUUGCUGAAGACUUUUUGGGUGAUCCAAGUUUAAAUAAUCAACGUCCAACAGCUAAAACAUUCCGAAAUUAUUUAACUGCUUAUUGCAAUGUUAUGGGUAUUUUGAAGAAUUUUAGGCCGAAUACAAAAGUUUUGCAGAUUAAGAAAUUAUACAAUAAAAUUACUGGUAGUUAUUGGAAAGUGAAUGGUGUUGAUACACCUACAAAUAAAAUUUUUAUUAUUCGAUGUAGAAAUGUGGUUUUAGCUUGUGGAAAAAAUAAACAGAGAAGGCUUGAGUUUGACUCCAACUCAACUUCAAUUGUUUACGAUCUAAAUUCCCUCAAAAACUGUAUUUCAACCACAAAAAAUUCAUCAAAAAAUCAUCCAGUAAUUAUUGUUGGUGAUGGUAUUUCCGCUGCCGACGCAGUUAUUUGUGCUUUGGAGAGAAAUUGUCAAGUUUUACAUUUAAUUAGAAGGAAUGAUAGACAAUUAAAAAAUGUAAUGAUUUCGCGUCUGUCACCUCUCGUCUAUCCUGAAUAUGUACGGGUCUAUCAACUUAUGAGUGGGCAGAGAAUAGAGGAAAAUUAUUUAAAACUUAUUGAAACUACUAUACGCAGUGUUUCCGGAAACGUAAUUGAACUGAAUACACCAGGCGGAAUUAUAAAAGAACAAUUUCUAUGCCUAUCCAUUUGUAUCGGAAGGCAGACAGAAUUUCCAUUACUGAAAGGAGUAGCUAUAGACAACUUAGACCAAUUCUCCUCAAAUUAUUGUUCUUCUAACGACUCUUCUCUUUUCGCUAUAGGAGCGAUGAUUGGGGAUCAUUUUGUCCGUUAUCUCGUUGGAGGGGCUUUGUGUACAGCACAAGCAUUAAUUUUAAGGAAUAAUUUUACAAAAUCUUUGAGACAACCUUUCAAAGUUUUGUUUGACAAAAAUGAAAGAUUUGCCUGUUGUUGUUAUAGUAAAAAGAAGAAAGGGAAAGAAGAAAAAUUAAAAUUUUUAAGAACAAAUUCAGCAACUACCCCAUUAACUCAACUUGUUAAAGAAAUUGUGAUGUAA